Nelumbo nucifera (sacred lotus) is the source of this 1678-nucleotide messenger RNA. Its product is annotated as Integrase-type DNA-binding superfamily protein. The record is from RefSeq and is a predicted model, not a curated record. Gene Ontology annotation, molecular function: DNA binding; DNA-binding transcription factor activity. Lineage: Eukaryota; Viridiplantae; Streptophyta; Magnoliopsida; Proteales; Nelumbonaceae. Gene Ontology annotation, biological process: regulation of DNA-templated transcription.
GAAGAAAAAAAGGAAGAAGAAUCCGCUUUCUCUUACAAUUCAAAUACAUCUCUGAUUUCUCAUCUCCCAACUCCUGUUUCUAUGCUUCUCUUCCCCUCUCUUUCGCAUUCCAUUCCUUCAAUUCAGAUUCCACUUCUCUUCACCAAUUCCUUCUCCUCUGCUCUAAAUCCUCUGUCCCCAGAUGCAAUUUUCUCUCCCUCAUAUUGCACUUUAAUUUCCUUUCUCUGAUUUCCUGUUUUUUGUUCAAUUUGCAGAGGAAAAGGGGUCGAUUUUUUAAACCCUUGUUUCUGGCACAUUUUUUUUUCGUGCACUCUGCCAUCUUUGCUUCUUUAAUUCUUAUAUUCUCUCCUGAAUUUUCCGGCAGAAACUCACCGGAAUCAUGGACAGAGCACUAGAAACUGGUGCACCGAUUUCCUUCUCCUGUGGCAUAGACAUUCGCACUUGUCUAUCGGAACUCUUAAUAUCAGGUGGGGCGAAUCCAUUGGAUUCAAUCUUCUCUGCCUGCCCACCUACAUAUUCAAACCCAUUAACCAGAGAAACACAAGAGCCCUUAGGCUCCUCCGUCUAUCUCCGUCAGGGAGAGCUGCUGCAGAAAUUCAGCAACAAAAGUAAGGCUACAAGCACGACAAAGGUUAGCCCGGGAGCAUUAAUGACCCCUCAAAGAAAUCAAGACGGAACCUAUUCCAGUCCAAGUAUGACUACUUUAUGUAAGAAAAAGCUCUACAGAGGAGUAAGGCAGAGGCAUUGGGGUAAAUGGGUGGCCGAAAUCAGGCUCCCUCAGAAUAGGAUGAGGGUCUGGUUAGGGACGUACGAUACCGCCGAGGCAGCAGCUUACGCAUAUGAUCGCGCUGCGUAUAAAUUACGGGGUGAAUACGCCCGCUUGAAUUUCCCACAUCUUAAAGAUGGAAUUACGUCGGGAUUUGGAGAUAGCGCCAAAUUAAAUGCAUUGAGGUCCUCAGUCGACGCCAAAAUUCAAGCGAUUUAUCAGAAGAUGAGGAGAGAUAAAGCUAAAAGGAAUGCUAGUGACAAUAGAAGUAGCAGCUGGGGCAUCAGCAGUAAUGGUGGUACUGCCACUGCUUCCAGCAGUUGUAGUGAUGGUAGUGAAGGUGGAAAGGUGGUGAAUUCAUCAUCAAUUUUGUCAUCGUCAUCGGCCAUCCCCAGGGAUGAAUGGGGUAAUGAUAUCUUAUCGCCUACUGUUUCUGAAGAGAGCUUGUCAAAGGGUGCCAAGUCACCCGCCUCUGUUUCAACAGAGUGUCCCAUGGUAACAGAGGGACUAGAUUUCGAAGGUUGCUCACUAGAAAGGAUGCCGUCAUUUGAUCCAGAGCUGAUCUGGGAAGUUCUUGCUAAUUAAAGAGAAAUCUUUCCUCUCUAUCUCUCUCUCUCUCUCUCUGUGAAAAAUUACGCAUCCAUUUGUUUAGAAAUAUCUCUGUAAUGUGUUAAGGUAUUAUAUCUGAGGAUGCAAGAGGGUUGGUUGUUGAGGUUUGACUCAAAUGCUCCUCUAAGAAAUUCUGGCGAUUGUUUUGGUUAAAGUUUAACCAAUUUUUUUUGUUAGAAUAAUUCCAUUAGUAUUUGUAACAAACAAUUGCCUCUAGUUCUGUUUCUGGAUAGAAGUGAACACUAAUUUGCUUAAAAAAAUGUUUGUGGUCAUAAGGAAUGGUUUAUUAUUCAAUAAAAGCAA